UUUAGUUUUGCAAGGAAACAAUUCAGCCUCCUCGUCUUUCCCUGGAGAUUGGCUUUGAUGCUGUGGUAAGGCUCCCUAUCUUCUCUCCUCCUCCCUUGCUCAUCCUCGUUCUCCGGAGACCUGCACUUGUAGCCUAUUGCAUGUUCGACUGCAGACAGUCUCGGAGAAAUGUUUGAUCACAACACACACACGUUCCACAGCGAUAACCAACAUGACUGCAAACAGCCUCUCUGCCCGCCAGCCCCCAAUACGCCUGGAUUUCAGCUGCUCUGAAUGGGCUCUGGACCUCUUCCAGGGAUUCCGGCUCUUCCACGCUCAGUUUUAAUCUUGUGAUGCUUAUUGAACAACUGUUGGGGACUUCGUAUGCGUUAUUCGUGCAAGAUUUCUGGAAUUCCGCAAAGGAUGGAACAGUGCGGCGUGGGAAAUGGUAACUUGGGGGUCUUGUACGCUUACCGAUUUUAUGAGUCAAGUCGCCUGAGAAGUAGAGCUGAUUAUCUUCCAACUAAGGCUCUCCCUCUCGUUAUUCACCGAAUGAAUCAAUACGAAGUUCCGGAUCGGGGUUAAACUUUAUUCGCCAUCAACGAAAACUUCGCAAACGUUUCCCCAACAGUUCUCCCAAGGCAAUGUAGACGAAAGGAGUCGCACAUUUAUCAUUCCAAGAGAAAGCUUCAUCUCUAUUUAAUGGGUUAUUCUUGAAGACAGAAAAGAAGAGAAACAUUACUGAUUCCUCUCUUCAAAAGUAAAGGACCAAUUCUAUUCAAUGUUGAGGAGAAGGGCCGUGCCAUGGAUGUGAAAGAGAGGAAACCGUACCGAUCCCUAACCAGGAGGCGCGAUACUGAGCGCCGAUAUACGAGUUCCUCUGCCGAAAGUGAUGAAAGCAAGAUACCCCAAAAAUCUUACAGCUCCAGCGAGACUUUAAAAGCCUAUGACCAAGACUCCAGACUGUCCUACAGCAACCGAAUAAAGGAAAUGGUCCACCCAGAGGUCGAUGAGUUCUGCCGAUCUGGUGGCAGCUUUACAUUACAUGAACUGGGUCUUGGUGAAGUUACUCCUCCACACGGGACACUGUACCGGACCGAUAUUAGCUUGCCACAUUGUUAUUCAAUGUCUGGUGAUAACGAUGCAGACAAUGAAGCAGAUGGAGUAUUAUCUCCGGAGCACCCAGUCAGACUAUGGGCACGGAACACCAAGUCUGGCCGAAGCUCUUGUCUAUCUAGCAGAGCCAACUCAAACUUGACCCUCACGGACACCGAACAUGAGCACACAGAAAACGGUAAGUGACCAGUUCUAGGUCUAACAUUAUUCAGUCAGGUAUCCACCUUUACUUUUAUAACAAAUUUUAAAUCUGCAUUUGUAACUUGACAAAGGGUAAAUUUAGGUUUGGACAAGUGAAAGGCCAAAAUUAUAUAUAUAUAUUUUUUGUGGAACAAUCAUUAAGCAGUAUAAUGUCUCUUGAGCGUUGGUAACAAGAUGCUUUUUCAAAAUGUUGAGGUUUUCAGCUUUGAGUUCCGGCUGCAACUAUUUAAAAACUAGAAUAUUAUGGUCUGCCUAGUGGUUCUCCAUAACAUUUAAACCGAACUACGAGGAGUGAGGAAGGGAUAGAACUUUUAUCAGGCUUUAUAUUUGGACUAUCAAAACUUUUAAAACUUUCACUUGCUUUUUAUUCUGACUAUUCCCUUAGCUUGACUGCCAGGUCCUGACUCCCACCCUUCUGUCUUUGUAUCCCUGUUACCAUUUUGAAAGGAAAUAGCUCAUACUGUUUUUUUUUAGUCCCUAUCUCCUCAUUAGACAGGGCUGCCAGGCAUUUCCCAAACCAUUCUGGAACAUUUUGCAACAUUUGCUGAUCUGUAAUGCACCCUUUAUGGAGCCUUGUUGGGAUAACUAUUGAAAUAAUUGGGUUCAGAAAUUCCAAAAUUUGGAGGUUCGCAAAUUUUUUAGAACCAUCAAACUUUGCAGAAAUGUUCUCAUCUCUACUGCUGUCACUGGGACAGGAAGUGAGGUGAAAUCUCCCCAACAGGAUUAUGGGCAGUAAUAAAAUUUGAUAUAAUUAUUUACUUCCCCCCACCGCCUUCCCCCCAAAAAAUGGUUUUGACUGUAGUUAGGGUUUAACUACAUGUACAUAUAUGUGAUAUCCAAGGAUAAGGGAUGAGUACCCUGCUAAUGUCCUCAACUAGAGGGGGGAAACAGAAUCCAUGGUGGAAAUGCCACAAAAUGUUUUAUGUGAUAACACCAAUUGUAAUAUUA
Molecule: messenger RNA, 2244 nt
Organism: Rana temporaria (common frog)
Lineage: Eukaryota; Metazoa; Chordata; Amphibia; Anura; Ranidae
Product: teneurin-4-like
Exons: 5
Coding region: 784-1281 (165 amino acids)
Biological process (GO): signal transduction
Cellular component (GO): membrane
Source: RefSeq, a predicted model, not a curated record